GAAGGUGGGUUGGCGUGGGGUUUGAGUGGGCGGCCUGCCUUUCCCAAAUUCGACCUUUAAACGUACAAUACCGUCUUUCCUCUUCACUAUGACAUUUUUUCUUUCAUAUAGACACUCCUUUUCUUUAUCUAUAUAUCUACAUUCAAACUGUUGCGAUUGAUCAAGUGUUUCAUUUAAUCUCAAAGCCAAGAUUGUGAUAAUUAACAUCCCAUUUUCUAAAAAUUCAUGAUCUGUGAAUUAAAUUAUGACGAGAAUUGGUCGGGAUUUUAGUUAUACAAUGCAAAAAGAUGCGGUUUCACCAGUAUCGGCUGAUGUGGUAUUUGCCUCUAGUCGGUUUCCAAAUUACAAAAUUGUAGCUAACAAUCAGAUUGUGGAGGUCAAGGAGGAUUCAAAAAUAUCUUCUAUGAAAGAGGUGGUUGCGCGGGAGACUGCCCUGUUGCUGGAGCAGCAAAAACGUCUUUCUGUUCGUGAUCUUGCCAGCAAAUUUGAGAAAGGGUUGGCUGCCGCUGCUAAGUUGUCUGAUGAGGCAAGACUCAAAGAAGCUGCUUCAUUGGAGAAACACGUGCUUCUGAAGAAGCUCAGAGAUGCUCUUGAAGCGUUAAAAGGACGUGUAGCUGGUAAAAACAAAGAUGAUGUAGAGGAAGCUAUCGCUAUGGUUGAAGCUUUAGCAGUUCAGUUGACUCAGAGGGAAGGAGAGCUUAUUCAAGAAAAGGAUGAAGUGAAAAAGCUUGCUACUUUUCUGAAGCAGGCUUCAGAAGAUGCUAAAAAACUUGUUGAUGAAGAAAGGGCUUUUGCACGGGCUGAAAUUGAGAAUGCUAGAGCUGCAGUUCAGAGAGUGGAAGAGGCUCUUCAGGAACAUGAAAGAAUGUCACGAGCUUUAGGGAAACAGGAUCUUGAAGAAUUAAUGAAAGAUGUGCAUGAGGCUAGACGGAUCAGAAUGCUGCAUCGACCUAGUAAGGUCAUGGACAUGGAACACGAGCUUCAAGCAUUAAGGAUUCAACUUGCCGAGAAGUCUAAGCAUUACCUAAAGCUUCAGAAAGAGCUGGCAAUGAGCAAGAAGGGCGAGGAAAAUAUGCCCUACUUAUAUGAAAUAGAUGGUAACGAGGCAUUGGGUUCAUAUUUGGUGAUAUAUCGUUGUUCUGAUGGAGCUCCAGAAAUUUCAGAAUGUGUUAUUCAAUGGUACCGUUCAACCUCUGAAGCUGGCAAAAAGGAGCUUAUAUCAGGGGCCACAAAAUCUGUUUAUGCUCCAGAGCCUUUCGAUGUUGGCCGAUUUCUAGAAGCUGUUAUUAUGACGGAUGGUCAAACAAUAACAGUGAGAACCACUGCUCCAAUUGAUCCAGCGGCUGGAUUAGGGAACUAUGUAGAAGCAUUGGUGCGAAGGCAUGACACUGAAUUCAAUGUAGUUAUUAUCCAGAUUAACGGGGUAGAUAAUCAGUCGCAGUCUAUCCAUGUACUGCAUGUCGGGAAGAUGCGAAUGAAACUUUGCAAAGGAAAGACAACAGUGGCAAAAGAAUACUAUUCCAAUUCAAUGCAGCUUUGUGGAGUUCGAGGUGGUGGGAACGCGGCAGCUCAGGCAGUAUAUUGGCAAGCAAAAGUCGGGCAUUCCUUCGUCUUAGCAUUUGAAUCAGAGAGAGAAAGAAAUGCAGCUAUUAUGCUGGCAAGAAGAUUUGCAUUCGACUGUAAUAUUAUGCUUGCCGGGCCAGACGAUAGAGCUGCAACAGGAACUUAAUACACCAACCUAAUUUUACCCCAAAAAAAUGUAAUUAUAUCGAUGUCGUUGUGUAUGUGGUUUCUGUUGGUUUUUAGUCGGCAGUAUGUGUCAAAUUUGCUUGAUUGUUCCAUCGACUCACUUAUUUUCUUCCCUUUAGCGUCAUUUACUAGGCAUUUUUUCAGUGGCCUUGAUCUGAUUUCCUUUUUUUUUUUUUCCCACCUGAUUGUAAUGCUAAUCUUGGAAGAGAUGAUCUUGAAUUUGUGUAAUGUUGCAGACCAGAUAGUAGAAAAGGAAGUUUGCGCUUUGCUCGAA
Olea europaea var. sylvestris is the source of this 2023-nucleotide messenger RNA. RefSeq names its product stomatal closure-related actin-binding protein 1-like. NCBI's taxonomy places the organism in Eukaryota, Viridiplantae, Streptophyta, Magnoliopsida, Lamiales, Oleaceae. The transcript has 13 exons. Gene Ontology annotation, biological process: regulation of stomatal movement; actin filament organization. The record is from RefSeq and is a predicted model, not a curated record. The coding region runs from base 245 to 1729 and encodes 494 amino acids. Gene Ontology annotation, molecular function: actin binding.